This is a messenger RNA of Saccoglossus kowalevskii, 2482 nucleotides long. Its product is annotated as vacuolar fusion protein MON1 homolog A-like. The record is from RefSeq and is a predicted model, not a curated record. Gene Ontology annotation, biological process: vesicle-mediated transport; protein targeting to vacuole. NCBI's taxonomy places the organism in Eukaryota, Metazoa, Hemichordata, Enteropneusta, Harrimaniidae. Gene Ontology annotation, cellular component: Mon1-Ccz1 complex.
AUGUCUACCUCGCAGUGGAGAAACCAUAAAAAACAUAUUUUCAUUUUGAGUGAAGCAGGAAACCAAGUUGUUUUCAGAUAUGGUAAUGAAGAGAGGUUGGCAACAUUGAUGGGUGUUAUGCAAGCAUUACUGUCAUUUAUACAAGCUGAACAAAACAGUUUGAAAUCUAUUAUAUCAGGAACUCAUAAAUUUGUGUUUUUAUUACGUAUACCAUUGAUAUUAGUAGCUGUUUCUUCUAAAAGAGAAUCUACGCAACAACUAACUGUGCAAUUGACAUAUGUCUACAAUCAAAUUAUAAGUGUCUUAACAUUUAGUCAGCUUAAUAGAAUAUUUCAACAAAGAAGAAAUUAUGAUUUGAGGCGGUUAUUAACAGGAACAGAAAAAUUUAUUGAUAAUUUAUUGAAAUUAAUUGACACAGAUCCAAGUUUUUUGUUACAAGCAGUACGGUGUCUACCCAUGCCUGGGACCACUAGGGAUAUUAUUGCUCAAAGUAUGCACAAUGCCAAAGUUAAGGAUUUGGUCUUUGCUAUUUUAAUAUCUAGGAAUCAAUUGAUAGCCUUAGUGAGAAUGAAGAAAUAUGUUUUACAUCCAGCAGAUCUUCAUCUGAUUUUUAAUCUUGUUAGUGCCUCUACCUCAUUCCAAGCAUCUGAGUCGUGGACUCCAAUAUGUCUACCAAAGUUUGACAGCAGUGGGUUUCUGCAUGCACAUGUCUCUUAUCUUGAUGACACAGAUGCCUGUUUAUUACUACUCACUGUAGAUAGAGAUUUGUUCUUUACUUUGUCUGACUGUAAACAGAAAAUAGUCGAGAGAUUACGAAAACAUGGCUGCCUGCAAGUUAUACAAGAAUCAUUGGCUAGAAAAGGUUACAAAGUAGCACAAGUUGGAAUCAGUGAUCUACGACACUUUCUGUAUAAAUCAAGAAGCACAGCUCAAUUUACAAGUCCUGACUGGGAACCUCCUUACACUGACGAAACUGAGCGUGAACGAUUAUUUGGUCUGUAUCAGUACCUUCAUCAGAGAAUACACAAUAAUGCUAGGCCGCUGAAAAUAUUAUUUCAUGCUGGAGAGAAAGAAACGUUACUUGGAUGGGUGACGUCAGGGUUUGAAUUGUAUACAACAUUUGGUCCGCUAGUCACAAAGCCUGUAGCAAUCACAGCAAUCAAUAAAUUACUCAAGUGGAUCAAGAAAGAAGAAGACAGAUUUUUUAUUCUGAAUUCCCCCGUGUUCUAGAAGAAAGGGCUGGGUUUGCACAAGACAUUUUGUUAUAACUUUACAAUGUAAUAUUUUAUUGUAUUGUUUAUGGUGACAUUGACAUGCUCUGCCUCUGCCUUGAUUUCUCCGUCAUGUAGCCACGGCAAACAAACAGCAGUUUUCCAAGCCUUUGAUGUCUCUAGGCACCCAGUCUUAAAUGUUAGUUGUUAUAAUGUUCAAAUCACGCUUUCUUAUCAAGAAUUCUUUCACUUUUUAACUCCAUGUUUUAUCUUCCCUCUAUAUAGAACUACAGCUGACCAAAUGACUGUUCAGGGAGUUCUUCUCUGAUCACAUUCAUCAACCAAUCGAAUCAAGUUUUCAUUGAAAGUAACACUUAUGUUUGGUUGCCGAUUUGCAUAUUUAUUUUGACAGAUGUAGUUAGAGAUGAUACAUGUCACCUGAAAUUAAAAACAACCCUUCAUUGAAUUCUAAUCAGAUAUUGAUGUGGCACAAUAUUUGAGAAGAUUGGAUAAGAGUAACUUUGAGACAUUCAUACAUUUGAUUUGACCAAGAUAUUUACCAAUGUAUAAAUCACAGCUACACUCAAAUUUAUAUAUUAGUUUGGGUUUCAUUUCAAUCACCUGAACACAAUGGUCAUACCAGUAAUAACAAUUCUGUUUAUAGAAAUUCUGUAUAUAGACAGGGUUAUAGCCUGAUAAUUUGGCAACAUAACCUGCAUAUCUGAUCAUCCCGUCCCAUGCCCGGCCAUUUAACCUGCAUGCUUGGCCAUUUAACUUGUAUGCCUGACCACUUUGCCAUGUGACCUGUAUAUCUAACGUUUCCUAGCCUGGCGAUGUCACCUGCAUACUUAUCCACUUGGCCAUGUAACCUUCAUGCCUAAACAUUUGGUCAUGUAACCAACAUGCCUGACAACUUGGCCAUGUAACCUGUAUAUUGAACUAUUCCUAGCCUGUUCAUGUGACCUGCAUGUCUGACCACUUGGCCUUGUAACCUGCAUAUAUUACCGUUUUUAGCCUGGCCAUGUAACCUGCAUAUCUGACCAUUUCUAGCCUGGCCAUGUAAUCUGCAUAUCUGACCAUUUCUAGCCUGGCCAUGUAACCUGCAUAUCUGACCACCCCAUCUGUUGUCAGACUAAUCAGUGCAUUGAGACCAAAUUCCACAUCUGGAUCACUGUAAAUAUAUUUUAGGGAUGGAGGGUAGUAAACUGGUUUGUAAAUUUAGUUAUGUACUAAUUAUGAUUGUAAAUAAUAAAUUAUACAUUUUGGUUUAA